Molecule: messenger RNA, 2334 nt
Organism: Mobula hypostoma (lesser devil ray)
Lineage: Eukaryota; Metazoa; Chordata; Chondrichthyes; Myliobatiformes; Myliobatidae
Gene: ptafr
Product: platelet-activating factor receptor
Exons: 2
Coding region: 311-1339 (342 amino acids)
Biological process (GO): chemotaxis; G protein-coupled receptor signaling pathway
Cellular component (GO): membrane
Molecular function (GO): G protein-coupled purinergic nucleotide receptor activity; platelet activating factor receptor activity
Source: RefSeq, a predicted model, not a curated record
CUUGUGUUGUGGAAGCAGAUGUACUUUAUCAGCCAAAGAGUGGAUGUUGUGCAGACCUGCUGGAAGAUAACACCGAUUACGCCAUUAUGAACAGAAUUUUAAACCUAACAGAGAACCGUCAGUGAACAGCCACACUCCUAAUCUCACCAUGAAAGGAAUUGGCCUCCCAACACUCCCGCUUGCUCGCUGCUCCCAGAGGAAGGUCUCUCUCUCUUCCUUGAUGCUGUGGAAGGAUUUGGGUCUUGGGUUUGUACGUCGUUUGUAAAGUCUUGAGGCCCGCUGUGAGAUUUGGGCUCACCGAGGAUCAGCGAUGUCUUUGUCCAACCAUAACAACACCAAUGACAGCUGCAAGAUUGACUCAGAGUUCAGGUACGCCCUCUUCCCCAUCGUCUACAGCGUUGUCUUUGUGCUGGGGCUCCUGGAGAACUGCUACGUCCUGUGGAUUUUCAAGUAUCUGACCCCCAGCAGCAACACGAAUGAGGUUAAAGUCUUGAUGGUGAACUUGAGUGUGGCUGACCUGCUCUUUAUUCUGACACUUCCCUUUUGGAUCAUUUACUAUAUUCAGAAAGGAAACUGGAUAUUCCCUGAUGGUAUUUGCCGACUGGCUGGGUGCUUAUUUUUCAUCAAUACCUACUGCUCUAUUGCCUUUCUUGCUGUGAUCAGUUACAACCGGUACUGUGCUGUGGCGUAUCCGAUAGAAACCAUUCAGAGUAGAGGCAAAAAGCGAGGUUGCAUUAUAUCGUCAGUAAUCUGGUUUGUAAUUGUUACCAGCUCAUUGCCCUUCCUGGUUCAAAAAGGAACAAACCAAGUGGGUAAUGUUACACGAUGCUUCGAGGGAUAUGACAGUAAUACUUCUGUGGUUGUCUUUAAUUUUAUUCUGAUCGGAGCCUUCUUCAUUGCCUUCCUUGUCAUUGUCACUUGCAACCUAUGCAUACUCCACCUUUUGUCCUCCCAGCCCGCCCAGCCGAAGAAAAGCAUGCGCAUCCGAAAGCAAGCCUUCCGCAUGGUCUGCACGGUCAUUGUCGUCUUCCUCAUCUGCUUUGUGCCCCACCAUUUGGUCCAGGGUCCCUGGACCCUCACCGUCCUCAGGCUGUGGAGGGAGAAGGACUGCGGCUUUCGCGAUCAAGUGAACAAUGCCCAUCAGAUCACGCUCUGCCUGAUGGGUCUAAACUGUGCAUUGGAUCCCAUCAUAUACUGCUUCCUCACUCAAAAGUUCAGGAAAUUCUUCACGCACAGCCUAAGCAGAUGGAAGUCCACUCGGAAGAGCUCUCGGACCUUCACCUGUGAAACACAACUUGGAGAGUUUAGUCCGCCAACCUUCUCUGCGGAACAAGGCUAACACUGGACCAAUGCGGCAUUUGUUGGCAUGAGUUGUAGUGCUGUACCAUUGGUAAACGUGCUUCAGAAGCCCGUUCAAGCAGCAGGGGCGUUUAAUGACUGAUAAUUCUUUUUUCCCCACUGGCCUUUGAAUAGGAGCUUUCAAGUUGCAACUUCUGCUUUAGGUUUGCGGUUCUGAUCUGAAGGAGAAGAGACUAAAUUGGAUAAGAUCAUACAAGCAUGAGUUAUAGGAGCAGAACUGGGCAAGUCAGCCCAUUGUGUCUGCUCCGCCAUUCCAUCAUGGCUGAUUUAUUAUCCCUCUCAACCCCUUUCUCCUGCCCUCUCCCGGUAACUCUUGAUGCUUUGACUAAUCGAGAACCUGUCAACCUCUGCUUUAAGUAACCCAAUGACUCAGCCUCCCUAUCUGUCUGUGGCAACGAAUUCCACAGAAGUCAUCACCCUCUGGCUAUACAAAUUCCUUCUCAUCUCUGUUCUGAAGGGCGGGUCCUUCUAUUCUGAGGCUGUGACCUUAGGCCUUAUUAUAAACAUGUCCACUCUAUCUAGGCCUUUCAACAUUCAGUAGGUUUCAAAGAGAUGCCCCCCUCGUUCUUCUAGGCUCCAGCAAAUGAUCUGGUGAACGUGCUCAGGUAGAGUAACUUUGACAGCAUUUUUAUACAUGGAUUGAGAAUUGGGUGGGUGAGGGGAUUUAAAGGGAGAGACGGGAGUCAGCAGGCUGACAUAGAGCAAGGGUUCAAAGGGCACAUGUGGUGUGUUAAAACAUGGGGAGAUUGAUGAGAUAAUGCAUUCCUCGUCGCAGAACUGAAGCCGUUGCAUUGAGUACGUUGGGGGGGGGCACGGUAGCAUAGUGGUUGACACAAUGCAUCAGAGUACAGGUGACCCGGGUUCAAUUCCCGUCACUGCCUCUGAGGAGCUUGUACGUUCUCUCUGUGACCGUGUGAGUUUCCUCCCACAGAUCAAAGACGUACCGGUCGGUAAAUGUGAAUUGCCCCGUGAUUA